AUGCAUUUUCAAGUAUCACAAAUUCAUUCUAGCGUUCCUGAUUCAACCGCUCUCAUUUUCGGUAAAAGAUACUGCAGAAGUUGUGCGAGAAUAAAGUUUCCUGAAGAUCGAACAGCAGUCUUUGAACGUUCCGAUGCGAAAUUCAAUUGUUCACACUGUAACGAAAAUCAACUCUCUAAUAAUCAAUACAUAAUCGGAUCUUGCUGUCAGAAAUCGCUCUUGCGGAAAUCUGGUCCUUAUGAAUUUGGAAUGCUUAUGAAGGUCUCGACAAUUCACCUAAUUGCUCGGGCAGAGGAAGAUUCUGCGGAGAGAGCCGUUGAAAACGAUGAAGAAGAAAUGAAAAAGGCUGAAAAAUGUCUCGAAGAAGCCAAGCGGAAAGUCGAAAACUCUCGAAAAAUUCUUGCUGCGAAAAAAGAGUUUCGCAAAAAAGUUCAGAAACGUCAUUUAUUCGUCUCCAUCAUUGCAAUGAAAGAAGAUAACGAGGAACUCAAGGGCACAGUCGUCACUAAACGGGCGAAAAUGGAUUGCAAACUGACAUGUAAAGUUUGCUUCGAAAUGUACAACAAUGCUCGUCCUCAAGUACUCCUCGCCUCCUGUGGUCAUCAUUUCUGCGAGCCUUGCGUCGCACAGAGCAAGGACAAUCCACUUAGAAUUUUUAAUGGAGAUGAUAAGCUGAAAGCUUCCGAUCCCACGUCUUCUUAA
Oikopleura dioica is the source of this 702-nucleotide messenger RNA. Lineage: Eukaryota; Metazoa; Chordata; Appendicularia; Copelata; Oikopleuridae. The record is from the annotation of a GenBank genome assembly.